CUUUGUUAGUCGUCGUUCACCUCUUGACACUCAACCUCCAACACAUUCACCACCAUUACCUACCGCAGUCGAAGAAAUGACCAUCUCACUUUCACUUUUAUUUCCUCACCUAUACACAAACAAAUCUUCGACCCAACAACGCCCGACCGUCCGCAACUCACGACCUUCGAUACAUAAACCGCCACCAACGAAGUGCCGCUAAGCCUCAGGAGCCUUGCCCCCAAUACGUCUCUGUCAGUGACUGUCCGACUGUCCUGCUAGGACCGUUCCUAUCGUCUACAUCGUCUAUAUCAAGUACUCUUCACCUCCUUCGACUGCGUCAGAGACCGCUUAUUUAUCAGGCCCAGCAUGUCGAGUUUGACCCCGCAGAUGGCCCGUCGCCAUCGCCACAACCAGAGUGCCGACGUCUCGUCAUCUGGAGAGGCACCUCGCAAUCCACAAAGCCCUCACUUCUACAACAAUCAAGUCCAUGCAGACAACUCACGCUCUUCGACAAACUACGGACAACCAACUACCCCGCCCAGAACGCCGCAGAAGGCCCCAAACGGCAAGUCCGACAAGACUCCAGGGGCCAAUAUGGGUCCUGGCAGUGCGAAACCUAAAUCUAGAGGCAAUAACCGUGCAAAGAACACUGCAGUCACUCCCGCUGCCGCGAGGGCGAAGCCGAUCCAACCUACUGGGCACCCGUCGUCAGUGUCUAAACCCAUCUCAACACCGAAUGCGGCGGCUUAUGCGGGCCCAACCUUCCACGCCUCCCCAGCACCAUCAGCUUUGCCUAUGCCUAGCUUCUUCUCCAAGUCGGUUCCUGAAUCACCAAGCAUCAAGAUUUCCGAUUCGAGGGCCGACGAGACCAAUUCCAGCUCCAGUGACUCAUCACCCCCUCCUAUUAUCAAGGCUCGGAUCGCUGCACAAGGUCAAAAGGAGUCUCCAUUAGACUUCUUCUUCAACGCAGAUAGGGAAGAGAAGGCUAGAGCUCGCAGUGCCAAUUCAGCUGUGGGACCAUUUCAGCCUCCAGCUGGUCCACCGCCAAAUGACUAUAGAACACCUGCCGCGAAUAACCAAGGUCGCAACAACAACCCCAAAUUUCAAGGUGGCUCCGCUAGUAGCAUGUUUGCUAUGGAAUUAGAUGGCACUCCUGGGAAGCCAUACGGCCCCGCCUUCUCCACGCCUUACAGCGAGCGAAUCAACGCUGCGCGAUCAACUCCAUCUCUUGUUAAUUCACCAUCUGCAAGUACAUCUGAUCAGCAAAAGACCACGGACCGCUCAGAAGCUCUGAAAUCAUUUUUAUUCUCCGGCCAAAAGCCGCCAGCAUACGCGAAUGGUCGUGUACCUGAACCCCCUUUUCCAGGGCAGCAAUCGCCGACUCCCAACCGCACGGCCGUUCACCAAACUUCCCCAUCUGGGCCCCGGAACAAUUCAUAUUCUUCUCCCCAGCAGCAUCGCCAGAACGGGUUCCCUUAUAUCAACGAUGGCUCCGCAUACGGCAGCGCAACCAGGAAUACCCCUCGCACUUCCGGGCUUCGUCAAGAAGUUACGCCCACUAAGACGCCUCCGGAGAGGAUGGAUAACUCGAUCUUCCAGAACUCCCCGUCAUAUAAUUUCAAAGAGAACUCCGCUCGCCGCCAAGUCGCAGGCAGCAACCUCGUCUUUAACAACCAGGCACCACCGCCUCCCAACGCGGCCGCGUCACCAUCUGUAUCUACACCAUCAUCGCACAUCAAUAACUCGGACAUACGAACCAUGGAGGACAGCCUCCGCCGCAUCCUCAAACUGGAACCCUCAGCUUCAGGCUCGGGGGUCCCGGUCGCAUCUGCGUCAAGCCCGCAUUAUUAGAACGUGUGUGUGCUGUGCAGUCGGCUCCUGUUUUCUGCGGGUGGGGGCCCAAUAGGCAGGCGUUUUUUUAUGGAAUCAAACUUACUUACUUACUUUGCAUGUCGAACCACGAUCAUAUGAUAGAGAAGGGGUGGGCGGAUUGGGUGCG
Pseudogymnoascus verrucosus is the source of this 1981-nucleotide messenger RNA. RefSeq lists its product as uncharacterized. Bases 349 to 1833 code for a protein of 494 amino acids. Lineage: Eukaryota; Fungi; Ascomycota; Leotiomycetes; Thelebolales; Thelebolaceae. The record is from RefSeq and is a predicted model, not a curated record. The transcript has a single exon.